CUCCAGCAUUACCAAAAAACCCAACAUACUCAUUUUUAUUAACUCAUAAUCUGACCCCUCUAAUUAAUUCACUCCCCAACAACCUCUGUCCCUUCUGAGUCUCUGUCUGAGCGUGUUAACACCACGCUGCCAGAAGUCAAGCGUUCCAAGAAGCCACGCAUCUUUCGCACCUGCUGAAAAAUUUUGUGUUCACCACCGUAGCAUUGGCCUUCAACGGAAGCUUCUUUGUCUUUGGAACUUGGAUGAGGAUGAUGAUGUAAUCCGCACACAGACUUCAACCGAGAGAAAAGCAAAACCAGCAAAUCUCUGCUGUCUUAUCUCCAAUAUAAAUUGGAACGGAAUCGACACAUAGGUCAAAUCAAACACUCUAGUCUAAAGUCUAAACUUAUAAUAAAAAACAAAAAAGAAAAGAAAAGGGGAGAAAUUUCCCAUGGCAGAAAGAGUAGAGGGAUUCAACUUCGAGCAAAGGCAUGGGAAAGAGAGGGUAAGGGUGGCUCGCCUGUGGAAGACGAAGGAAGGAAAACACUACGUUGUGGAGUGGCGAGUCGGCAUCAGCCUCCUCUCGGAUUGUGUCAACUCUUAUCUCCGUGAUGACAACUCCGAUAUAGUUGCCACUGACACCAUGAAGAACACUGUAUAUGCAAAAGCCAAGGAGUGCUCUGAAAUACUUUCUGUUGAGAACUUUGCUAUUGAGCUUGCCAAGCACUUUAUAUCAUUCUAUAGGCAGGUUACUACAGCUAUUGUAAACAUUGUGGAAAAGCCAUGGGAACGCAUCAUCGUGGAUGGUCAACCUCAUAUGCAUGGUUUCAAACUUGGAUUUGAGAGGCAUACAGUUGAGGCAAUAGUAAAAAAGUCUGGUGCUCUACAGUUGACUUCUGGUGUUGAAGGAUUAUCAGUGCUGAAAACUACUAAGUCUGGUUUUGAAGGGUUUAUACGAGACAAGUACACGGCUCUUCCUGAAACACGUGAAAGGAUGCUGGCAACAGAAGUAACUGGUCUGUGGAGGUACUCUUAUGAAUCACUAAGCAGCGUCCCACAGAAGCCACUUUACUUUAUGGAGAGGUACGACGAUGUUAAAAGAGUUCUGCUUGAAACCUUUUUCGGUCCACCGAAUGUGGGGGUGUACAGCCCAUCUGUUCAAAGCACUCUCUAUCAAAUGGCAAGGGCCACAUUGAACAGAUUUCCUGACAUAGAUUCUGUUCAACUAAAGAUGCCAAAUAUUCAUUUCCUACCAGUCAAUAUCUCAAAUACAGGUGGUCAAAUUGUAAAGUUUAACGAUGAUGUAUACUUACCCACGGACGAGCCACAUGGGUCGAUUCAAGCUACAUUGAGCCGCUUUUGGUCAAAGAUGUAGGAACUGCUGAAACACCACAGAUACAGAUCAUCCUUUCUGAUCAAAAUAACAUGUUAUAUAUAAAUAAUGUUGGUUAUGCUUUUCCAGCUGUUUCUUUACAUGCCCUUUCUUCAGAAUAAAAUGUAUAGGCAAGAACUGCUUGGGUUGUUCUA
This is a messenger RNA of Arachis stenosperma, 1506 nucleotides long. Its product is annotated as uricase-2 isozyme 2-like. Gene Ontology annotation, molecular function: urate oxidase activity. Gene Ontology annotation, biological process: purine nucleobase catabolic process; urate catabolic process. NCBI's taxonomy places the organism in Eukaryota, Viridiplantae, Streptophyta, Magnoliopsida, Fabales, Fabaceae. The transcript has 8 exons. The coding region runs from base 431 to 1354 and encodes 307 amino acids. Gene Ontology annotation, cellular component: peroxisome. The record is from RefSeq and is a predicted model, not a curated record.